AUGAUCGGCCCAGGCACAGGCAUGCUGGGCGAAGAUGGCAUUCACAUCGACAUGAAUCAUCUGAAAACCGGUGAAGUGAACCUUGGAACCUCCAUCAUGGCCAUAAACUUCAAGGACGGCGUAAUUCUUGGUGCCGACUCUCGGACAACAACAGGCGCUUACAUCGCAAAUCGUGUUACAGACAAACUUACUCAGGUGCACGACACGAUAUGGUGCUGUCGCUCAGGCUCAGCUGCGGAUACACAGGCGGUAGCAGACAUUGUACAAUAUCACCUGGGAAUGUAUGGAAUCAUGAACAAUGAGCCUCCGACCACUCACACCGCAGCGGCACUAUUUCAGGAGCUGUGUUACGACAACAAGGAUCAACUCAGUGCUGGUAUGAUCAUAGCUGGAUACGACCGCCGUCAUGGUGGCCAGGUUUAUUCAAUCCCUUUGGGGGGCUCGUUGCACAAGCAGUCGUAUGCGAUUGGCGGCUCAGGCUCGACCUACAUCUACGGUUACUGUGAUGCACAUUGGAAGGAAGGCAUGACAGAGGAGGAAGGGGUUGAAUUUGUGAAGGGCUCUUUAAGAGAGGCGAUCAAGUGGGACGGAAGCUCCGGAGGUGUUAUUAGAAUGGUGGUUCUGACGGCCAAAGGAGCUGUUCGACAUUUGUAUCUGCCCGACAACGGAUAUACUGGGCCGGGAACAAAGCAGUAG
Molecule: messenger RNA, 696 nt
Organism: Endocarpon pusillum Z07020
Lineage: Eukaryota; Fungi; Ascomycota; Eurotiomycetes; Verrucariales; Verrucariaceae
Product: Proteasome component PRE3
Exons: 2
Coding region: 1-696 (231 amino acids)
Cellular component (GO): proteasome core complex
Molecular function (GO): threonine-type endopeptidase activity
Source: RefSeq, a predicted model, not a curated record